Messenger RNA from Podarcis lilfordi (Lilford's wall lizard), 390 nucleotides. The record is from the annotation of a GenBank genome assembly. Lineage: Eukaryota; Metazoa; Chordata; Lepidosauria; Squamata; Lacertidae.
AUGUCUGGGUUUUUGGCGGACGAGCUGACCGUGAAGAUGGACGGGAGGAAGCUGACGGUGUCCGGGAAGCACAAGAAGAAGACCAGGUCGGAAGACGACCUCGUUUUCCACGAUCACAGAGAGGUCCUCAGAGAAGUUCUCCUGCCGGAAGAUGCCGAUCUCGACGCCGUGACCUGCACCUUGACCCACGAUGGCAAACUCUGCUUCCAGGUCCCACGCAAGGCCCCGACUGCUCCCAAGGUGACAAACAUCCCUGUCACCAGGGCCCCCCAGGGGGGAGAAGGGCAGGAGAAGGCUGCUCCGGACGAGGUUGACCAAGGAGGAAGUGGAGAUGGGGAGGCGAGAAAUACCAGGGACAAGGAUGACCAAGAAGGAAGUGAAGAUGAGUAG